Messenger RNA from Phytophthora nicotianae INRA-310, 2378 nucleotides. RefSeq lists its product as hypothetical. The coding region runs from base 217 to 2166 and encodes 649 amino acids. The transcript has a single exon. The record is from RefSeq and is a predicted model, not a curated record. NCBI's taxonomy places the organism in Eukaryota, Oomycota, Peronosporomycetes, Peronosporales, Peronosporaceae.
AUUUUGAUAGUGAUGGGUCAAAAGUACCGAUAGAUGUCAUGAACGCCGUGUCCAAUUCCUCCGCAAUAACCCAAGGUUUCGUCCAAUUUCACCCGCUCAUAUCCAAACUGUGCAAUUAUCCAGUCAUUGUUUUCGUCCUUUCGUCAACUGAUGGUCGCUUGGUCGUGAAGAUGCCAGCGCAAGUCUGAGUGCACGCCCUCACUUCAACUGCUUGUCAUGCGGCUGCCGCUGCCCACGGAUUUCUUCGCGCCCGUACGGCUUUCCGCAGCCGAAGUCCAUGAUCUGCAGCGUGUGGAGGCGCGGCUUCUCUCCGUCUACCUGGCCAGCUACGACGCACACGCGGACGCUGCGCAAUCUGGUUGGAAGCUGGUGGGACAGCGUGAAGGCGUCAAGAUCUUUCGCCAGCGGCCCACGAAGAGGAAGAAGGUGAAGCGGGCGCAGCGAGGCCAGCCAGAGCCCGAUCCCGAACCCGAUAUAACUAGGCGCCAGUCGCGCACUGAGGAGCACGAGCUGCCGGCGCUUCGUCUCGUUGGCAGCGUGGACGGAGCGCUAGAGGACGUUCUGUAUGGAUCCAUGUGGAGAUCCGGUCGGGAACGCGCGGCUAGAGCGCAUUUCACUGGCGACGGAGUGGCGGACGGCGCUGUGCUCUGCUCUGUGGAGAGUCCGUCGAGUGCGGACCCUUUCCGAUCAUUGAGUAUCAAGUGGGCACUGAAACGCGCGCCACACGGCGGACUGGUGGUCAAAGACCGGGACUUCUGCUAUUUGGCAGCGGCUGGCGUCGUGCACUCGCCUAGGACGGGCGUAAAGCUCGGCUAUCGACUGCGUCACUCGAUCACGUUCCCGUCCUGUCCGCCGUUCCAGAACCACUCGGUGGUGAGAGGACAGAUCUUCUUGUGCUCGUUCUUUAGACAGCUACGUAAUGGUAGAGUGGGAGUGUUUCAUGAAGGGAAAUACGAUGUUGGAGGGGGAAAUGGGACAAUUGGACUGGGGCUGCCGAAAUCCAUUGCCGAGAAGAGCAUUGUGGAGACGCUGUUGAGUCUGGCGGAUGUACGAGCCUGUGCGCUGGCCAAGAAACUGGCUAGAGAGGUGGAAAACACAGAGGCGGAGCGUGCAGUGGCCUCAUUAUCGAUUUCUUCGGUCCAGGAAUCGCUCGACGGCGAGAGGCGCUGCGGGAUGUGUCUGCGUCGUCUUGGUAGUGCCCUGAAGCGGCGGUGUGCGGCUUGUCGUCACUGGACGUGCACUCAGUGCAGUGUACGACAGGAAACUAUCCCGUCAGCCAGAGUUACGUGGAUAAAUGAGCCUGUAUUGGCUCGUUGUUUCUGCAAGGCUUGUGUUGCCAAGGUGCUGCGUGAUGAUGCCACGAAAUACGCGUCCCGUGAUGCCAAUGGAGACGACUACGAAGUCACCAGUGGGCGGUGGGGUCACGAUGAUAUUCCUGAAGAGGAGGAGGGCGACGAGGAGGAAGUUCGUGUCUUAAAUCGUCGCCACUCAAUGGUGCUGUUCUCAGUGAACACCCACUACGAAGCCGACGAUCUUUCUCGACAGCAUCGACUGGUGACGGUAGCUACUGGAGCUCCCAGUAGCACCGAGUUCGGGUCUCGUACGUCCGUAUCGCGCUUGUCUGCCAAGCAAGUAUCAGUGGACAGCGACGCCAUGAACACCGUCAACAGCUCGCCGCCUGAUAAUCGCCGACGUCGCAGUGCUACGCCCGCUUUAGCUAAUGAAAUGCACACUCCAGAAAGAAGUCGACCUAGACGGCGUCUCAGUAUGAGUACGCCCGAUAUCCUGCUGCGUAGCGAUGUGGGCAAGCGCAACUGGGCGUCUUCAACGUCGGCACUCUCACUUCAGUCCCCACAGCGACACAUUGAUGGCUCGCCGAUUGUAAAUAUCAAUCGCCGUCGCCGUUCUGGAAGUUUGUCGCCGUGUGUGCGCCGAGUUAGCUUCGGCAGCAAUUGCAGUUCUGGCGGAAAGAGCGACGAGAUUCGUGUGCGUAUUGUCACACCCAAGCGAAGUCAACCUGCUGCUGCCUAUACUCCAUACUUUGCGUCUGCGGGGGUCUCGUCGUCGAGAAGAACGUCGGUGGAUUCUGGCCCUCCGUCCAUACGAACCGUGCACAAUCGGUUCUUCCGUGACCUGUAUGGCAACCAGAUUGCAACACGAAAGUAGAGUGGCUGAGUAUUGGCAUCGCCGACUGUAUGAAAUGUUAAGCUAAAGGAAAGAAACGCUCAAGUCUGCCCAUAUCACGUCGUCGCGAUAUCGUUCGAGCUCAAAACUUUUGUAGUUACGAACACAAAUUUUACUGUGUUCGGUUCGGAUCAACUGAAAAAUGACAGAUGCGGCUUGUGAAUAAUGACACAUAUUUUAAUACGUUCGUCAAC